Messenger RNA from Nannochloropsis gaditana CCMP526, 2282 nucleotides. Its product is annotated as fibronectin-binding a domain-containing protein. Bases 59 to 2257 code for a protein of 732 amino acids. The transcript has a single exon. Gene Ontology annotation, molecular function: ribosomal large subunit binding; tRNA binding. Gene Ontology annotation, biological process: rescue of stalled cytosolic ribosome. Gene Ontology annotation, cellular component: RQC complex. The record is from RefSeq and is a predicted model, not a curated record.
GCUCCACUCCAUUCCAAAUUGCCUUCAUGCCUUCGCCUCCUUCACUACACGGCUCCCGAUGUAUCAACCCUCAGGAUCGAUCCUUCCGGUCAUGACAACCGCCGAGACCACGAAACUAGUAAGGCCUGAAAAGCCCUCGCGUUUGCAAACACUCGAUUACACAACAUUAGCUCUGGUGGCCUGUGAGCUAAGAGAGCGGCUUUUGCCUGGACGAGUCGAGAAUGUUAUUCAGCAGGACGAUUUCAGCCUGUUGCUUCAAAUGCGCUGUGUCGAUGAUUUUACCUGGAUGCUAAUUUGCUGGCAACCAGAAGCCGCACGCGUUUGUUUGCAGAGGAAUGGACCAAACGACAGUAAUAGAAAUAGCCGCGGGGACGGUCAAAGCAAACGAAGGGGAGGAGGCAAUGGAGUGUCGUCCACAUUGUACAGCCUACCGGGCCAAUUGAAGGGUUUUCUUCAGCUGAAGACGCUAAUAAACGUGACGCUUCCUAUACCCGGGGAACGCAUUAUGGUGUUUGAGUUUGCGGACCGUCUGACUGUUUCGGUUCCUACACACAAGCUUGUUAUAGAGGUCAUGGGACGACGAAGCAACGUUAUGCUUGUGGAUGGAGACACCGACAUUGUCCUCGCUUGUGGCUACCAAGUAUCACCAUUAAAAUCUGUCCGUCCUGUUUCUAUCGGCCAGCGAUACACUUAUCCCCCACCAUUGACCGCUCCGCUGCCUCCGCCAUUGCCCGAAGAUCAGGCAGACAUGGAGGCAUACGAAAGCGAAUUUAUUCGGCGGAUAACCCUUGUCCCAUCCCAUUCUUUGCCCAAGGCCCUUAUUUCUGCUUAUCGAGGAUUCAGCCCACAGCUUGUUGAUGUGAUGGGGUCCACAGUAGGCAUUCGAAACGCAAGCACAACGCCUGUGGGAAAUCUAUCCCGUGAUGUGCUUGUACGCUUCUUCCGCGGCCCUGUUGUCAUGUGGGUGCGACUCAUUGUCAUGCGAGACCCCAGGGUAGUAGCAACGUCCGAAUGUGGGCUCAGUUUGGACGGAAAGCGCUAUACACCACUAUUAUUCCAUCCUGGAAACGGGUGGCAGCCUGUGCCAUCCGUGCUAAAGCUAGUGGAGGUUUAUUAUACGGCUUUUCUAAAGCGACAGGAGCUGAGAGAUCUGCAACGGAGGGGACUCAACAGAGUCCAAGCCGUGCAGCACCGUUUACAGCGAACGCGACAGGAAUUUCAGCGACAGCUCGAUGCUGCAGCGGAAGAAGAAGUCAGCAAAUUGCAGACUAAAGCGGAGCUGCUGACGACUUACGCCUACAGCUGGAAACAAGGGGAUACCGAGUGUGUAUGCCCAGACCUGGACACGGGGGAAGAGAUUUGCAUCCCACUGAAACCGGGAAAAUCUGCGGCAGAUGAAGCACAGGCUACUUACGGUCGUAUUCGUAAAUUAAAGCGAAGUGUGGAUGCCAUAAUGCCUUUACUGCAGAAAAUCGACGUCAAGGUGGCGUAUGUGGACGAGCUUGAGUCUAGCAUCCAGCAACUUGGAACCUCGGCUCGCUCAGAUGAAGACACACCUAAUGUUCUAAACACUCGAACGCUUAGUCAAGAUCUUGCAAUCAUGCGGGAAAUAGCUGAAGAGCUGGGCAUAAAUUGUCUUGAUGGUAGAGGUGGAAGCUCCACCACUUUUUUUUCAACAAUACUGAAUCGGCUUUCUGUUCCCGGAACCGAGCAGAGUAGCCUGAGCAAUUAUCAAAAUAGCAAAAAUAACAAGAGGAAAAAAAAGGACAAGCCUGUCAGGGAUAAAAACAAAAAAAUUCAAGGCAAAAGCACAGAUGGUGCUAAGAAGUGUGCACAGAGUAUGGCGAUCCAAUCAUUUCGCCCUCCUUCUGUGCAUAGUACUUCAAAUGUUGUAGUGUACGUCGGUCGCAAUAGUAAGCAGAACGAUUACGUGACUUUUCAACUUGCACGAGAUCAUGAACUCUGGUUUCAUGCUCAAGGAGUCCCUGGUGCCCACUGUUUAAUGCGUAUUGAUCCAGGCGUCGAAAUAAGUGACGCAGAUAUGCAAUUUGCAGCUGAUUUAGCAGCUUAUUUUAGCAAAGCGCGUGGAUCAGGCCAAGUGCCUGUUAUAUGGACAUCACCAAAAUACCUCAAACGUGUAGUUGGUGGUGGACCAGGCAUGGUUCAUGUAAGCAAGGAGAAGGUCUUGUGGGGGAGACCUUCGCGAGGCGAGAAAAUUGUCCUUGAAAAUGAUGAGGACAAUAAUACUAUGAUAUGAAGAAAGCACCAUGUCAAUUUAGAAA